AAGUCGCGCUGCGCCUCGUCGCUGUCAGCUUCACGCGCGUGCGGAAAACACCAGCUCAGUUGUGAAGGACGGGAAGAAGCCAGCCGCGCUCCGGGACGCUUUCCCCGCCUGUUCGUCCGCGUCCAGCCCUGCGAGGUCGUCUGAGCAGGUCACAUCCUUUAUUCCAAAGUUCGUCGUGUUUUCGCCUCAUCUCCUCCGACGUUCUUCUUCUCGAGACUCGGCGCAGAGGAGCCCUGCGGUCAUGUCGGGACAGAGGCGAGGAGCUGCGGCGCGCCUGCCCAAAUGUGCCUUCUGCAGAAGCAGCCGGGACAAGGAGUGCGGUCAGCUGCUGGUGUCUGACAGCCAGAAGGUGGCAGCCCAUCACAAGUGCAUGCUGUUCUCUUCCGCUCUCGUCACGUCACACUCGGACAGCGACAGCAUCGGAGGGUUUUGUGUCCAGGACGUCAAGAAGGAGAUCAAGAGGGGAAACAAGUUGAUGUGCUCGUCAUGUCACCAGCCGGGUGCGACCAUCGGCUGUGACGUCAAGACGUGCCGGAGGACGUAUCACUAUUACUGCGCUGUGAAGGACAAAGCCCAGGUCAAAGAGGAUCCUCCGCAGGGGAUUUAUCUAGUUUACUGUCGCAAACAUCGGGAUGCGUCUCAAGAUGACCUCCAAGAUGAGGAGGGCGGUGAGGCCAACGACUCCGACUCCUCCUCGCCUCCUCAAAGCAGAGGCAGGGGGAGGUUCGAGAAGGGCAGAGGCAAGUUUGGAUCCCGCGGUCAGUCAGAAGAAACCCGCUCCACCUCCUCCUCACAAGCUGCAGACGAAGAGAGCUCCUCUCAU
Messenger RNA from Nematolebias whitei (Rio pearlfish), 823 nucleotides. Its product is annotated as PHD finger protein 6. The record is from RefSeq and is a predicted model, not a curated record. Gene Ontology annotation, cellular component: nucleus. Lineage: Eukaryota; Metazoa; Chordata; Actinopteri; Cyprinodontiformes; Rivulidae.